AUGACAGUGGUGCACAGUGCGAGGCAGCUUCCACCAGGAGAAGGGGAGGUGGAGGCACCUGGGACCCCUUCCAUGGCUGGAAGUCUGUGUCUUCCGCUCCGCUCAAGUUUGAUUUUGUUUUCCAAGGGGAGACUGAGAAGAAUGAUUAUUCCUGAGACCUUGCGAAGGAAGCAAGUAGCGCGAGUGUUGAAGGCCAAGCAGAGACCCGGAACAGGCUCCACACGGCCAGGCAGACUGACCAGUUGCAUCUUCAAGAGUCCGAUCACUCGAGUCACUGCCCACCUGGGCAAUGUGGUUCAGCACUGGCUGGCAGAGGGGUACCUGGAGAAGGCCCAGCAGGUCUGUGCGCUCAGGCGACUGCAGGGGCUCCGCGCCAGCAGCAGCGAGGGAGAGCCUUUACCCACUUUGGAAUUUGCAAACUCCUGGAAGAUGACAGCACCGGCAAUCCCAAGCAGAUCCGCAAGUCCAGCUGGUGCUGGGUGGAUGCAGUCAAGGCCCGAGCCUACCCCUGAGCCAGCCUCCAAGGGUAGUGAGAUUCCACCAGCAGAUCUGGGUGUCUCCGGGCCUCUCUCCAGCUGGCAGGUAACUCCUGAGGACAUUGAAAGGCAGACGAGGAAAGGGAAGGAGCUGAGGAGGAGACUGGCUGAGGCCCUGCAGGAAGACAAGGUCAUCAGAGAAGAAGAGAAGGCAGGGAGGGGAGACUGA
This is a messenger RNA of Lepus europaeus (European hare), 705 nucleotides long. RefSeq names its product methyl-CpG-binding domain protein 3-like 2B. Lineage: Eukaryota; Metazoa; Chordata; Mammalia; Lagomorpha; Leporidae. The record is from RefSeq and is a predicted model, not a curated record.